GUUUUCUGGAGUUUUAAAUUUUCAAAACAAGUUUGCCCCUUGUUACACGGCACGCUGAUUGACUAGGGUUGGUUGGUCUUGGUAUGGUAAAGGCUGCAUUUCACAUUUCUUGAAGAAUUGUAAUCAGACUUCCGAGAUACAAUGGCGAGUCUCGAGGAGAACUUGAAGACUAUGCUUAGAAUCUUCAGGAGAGAAUGCCACCGAAUUCUGGAAUCGGAGAGGACGACCAUUCGAGGUUCAGACGAGAUGCUUAUGUCCCUACAACUCACUAUGGCUGAAGUGAACAAACAGGAGAGUGGAGAAUUUGGCGUUGCCCUGAGCGACGUCCUCCUGUGCUGGAAGAGCUUGCUGCUCGACCGUCUCCAGCUACCCGACGGCGGGUCACCGCGCCCGGAAAACUACGAGCUUGUGCGGCGAGAGUAUGAGUGCUUCAUGAAGCGCACCAACACUGUGGACCUGAUCGAUGUCUACUUCAUGUAUAAACAGCUCAGGCUGGAUACUGACCCUGAGGAGCUAUUCACCCCAACCCAGCUGCUGCAGUUCCUCCUGGGUUCUCCAGACGGCUCAGAGGAGAGGAGCUCCAUCCCCCCUUGCCCGUCCACCCCCUCCUCUAGCCAGCCCAGGCCCUGCACUGCACAGAUGCGGAGGGUGGCGAGGAGAGUGUUCUGUUCCUACCUGGGCCUUCUGGUCAAUUCCAAGAAUGACCUGUCUCUGGCCAACGUGUUGGACAGUCCCUGCCGUGCUCUUGGACGCACAGCCUUCACAGACAUCAAGCACGCGGCUCGGAACAGUCAAACCUCCCUGUUCCUGGCCGUGACCUCCUUUGUGCGGGCAAUUCAGCUGGGCGGUAAAGGUUAUGCCCCUGCUGAGUCCGACCCACUUAGGAGGCACCUGAAGGGCCUGUGUGAGUUUGUCCACUUCACUGACCAGCUGGAGGAGCUGCUGGGAGAGUCCCCGGAACCCAGUGUGGCCGGAGCUAAGCUUGUGGCCCGCAUGCGUACGGCUCUCCUGAAGGGUUGCAGCAGUGGAGACCCCGUCUAUACGGCGGUGGAUGACGCGGCGAAGGCGCUCAAGGAACGCAUCAGUCAGAUCCAUAGCGCUCACCAGCAGUCGGCUCUCACAAUGGGCAUCAGCCCUGCCAGGCCUAGAGCAUACGCCAUCAACCAUGCGACAGCUUACAUCGGCCGGGACACGGUCAAGGUGCUCAUGAAUCUGCUGGAUGAGGAGGCUCUGGCGCCGACCUGCAGGAACAAGGCAGAACUGCUCACUGAUGACCAAUCAGUGCUCAGUGGAGCAGAGGGAACUUCCCUUCUCAGUCUUUACAAGUGA
Alosa sapidissima (American shad) is the source of this 1329-nucleotide messenger RNA. Its product is annotated as PARP1 binding protein. Gene Ontology annotation, biological process: negative regulation of double-strand break repair via homologous recombination. The coding region runs from base 142 to 1329 and encodes 395 amino acids. Gene Ontology annotation, cellular component: chromatin. NCBI's taxonomy places the organism in Eukaryota, Metazoa, Chordata, Actinopteri, Clupeiformes, Clupeidae. The record is from RefSeq and is a predicted model, not a curated record. The transcript has 8 exons.